AUUGGUGAAGGUACCUACGGUGUUGUUUAUAAAGCAAAGGUACGUAAAUCUGAUGCUGUGGUGGCUCUGAAAAAAAUCCGAUUGGAAAAUGAGGAUGAAGGUGUGCCACCGACCGCUAUUAGAGAAAUAACGCUUCUCAAAGAAUUGGCACAUCCAAAUAUUGUAUUUUUGAAGGAUGUGAUUAUGCAAGAAAAUCGUCUGUACCUGGUUUUUGAAUUUUUGACCAUGGAUUUGAAAAAAUACCUCGACAGCUUACCUGAGGAUAAAAUGGUGGAUAAAAUGUUGGUUAAGAGUUAUUUGUAUCAAAUUCUGCAAGCUUUAAAAUUCUGUCAUCAACGAAGAACCAUACAUCGUGAUUUGAAGCCCCACAAUCUCCUACUAGAUUCUAAAGGAAUCAUUAAAUUGGCUGAUUUUGGUUUAGCUCGUGCAUUUGGUAUACCAGUUAGGCCAUAUACUCAUGAAGUUGUUACUCUUUGGUAUAGAGCACCGGAAGUUUUACUAAACUCGGAACGUUAUUCAACAUCUUUAGAUAUGUGGUCAGUAGGUUGUAUUUUCGCUGAAAUGGCUACAAAGAGACCAUUAUUCCGUGGAGAUUCCGAGAUUGAUCAACUUUUUAGAAUUUUCAGAGUUUUGGGUACACCAACUGAACAAACUUGGCCUGGUGUGUCAAAAUUACCUGCUUACAAAAGUCAUUUUCCCUGCUGGAAAGAAAAUAUUCUCAAUUCAUUUGAACCAGUUAUCGGAGAAACGGGUGACGAUCUUUUAAAGUUGAUGCUCAUUUACGAUCCUAAUAAGAGGGUAUCUGCUAAAGCUGCAGUUAAACAUGCUUAUUUUAAAGAUUUGGACAUAUCAAAACUUCCAGAUUAUAAUGCUGAAUAUUAGUUUUGUUUUCAUAAUCUACUUUUAUAGCACAUAAUUUUAGUAUCUUUUUACUUCUAUUUUUAUUCCUAUGUUUUCCAUUCUUUCAUCACAAUGAACCAAAAUCUUUCUAAAAAAAUGUAUCAUGGUCUAAAGUCAAAUCAACUUUUGCACAUUCUAGCUUAAAUUGGUAAUACACAAACAAUUCCAAAACCAUCUAUUACUUUCCAAGUUCACCUUAUUUUCUUAUGGUUUAAGGCAAAAAAUUACAUGGGUCAACAUUCAUUCUACAAGUUUUGAUAUCAUCACUAAUAAUAAUGGUUUCGUAUUCUUCAGCUAUUAAAAUGCAACUUCGAAAUCAUAGAAAAAAAUACAUGUUUUAAUGCAAUCACAACUAUUAAAUAGUCAAUUUUCGUCAUCAAAA
Tetranychus urticae (two-spotted spider mite) is the source of this 1282-nucleotide messenger RNA. NCBI's taxonomy places the organism in Eukaryota, Metazoa, Arthropoda, Arachnida, Trombidiformes, Tetranychidae. The record is from RefSeq and is a predicted model, not a curated record.